AUGGAAUAUGAUGCUACAAGGGUUAGCAAGGAAUUCAAAGAUCGAACUUCACAGCAUGUAGUUAAGUGGAAAAUUCAUGAGGAGCCCUUAGAUUUUCCAAGAUAUGGACAGAACAGUUCUGAUGCAAAGGUGGUCAAUGUAUCUAAAACCCAAAUAACCUUCUGUAAGAAAUGUGGCAAGUAUCAACCUCACAAAGUGACACAGUAUAAGAAGGGCAAGGAUUCCUUGUAUGCCCAGGGAAAGAGGCGCUAUGAUCAGAAGCAGAGUGGCUAUGGUAGGCAGACAAAGCCAAUUUUCCAGAAGAAGGCUAAGACCACAAAGAAGACUGUGCUAAGGCUGGAAUGUGUUGAGUCUAACUGCAGAUCCAAGAGGAUGCUGACCAUUAAGAGAUACAAGCAUUUUAAACUGGGAAGAGAUAAGAAGAGAAAGGGACAAGUGACCCAGUUCUAA
Molecule: messenger RNA, 450 nt
Organism: Nomascus leucogenys (northern white-cheeked gibbon)
Lineage: Eukaryota; Metazoa; Chordata; Mammalia; Primates; Hylobatidae
Product: 60S ribosomal protein L36a-like
Exons: 2
Coding region: 1-450 (149 amino acids)
Biological process (GO): translation
Cellular component (GO): ribosome; cytosolic large ribosomal subunit
Molecular function (GO): structural constituent of ribosome
Source: RefSeq, a predicted model, not a curated record